AGUUAACACUAUAUCCGAAUAAGGAAGUAUGUGACUUCAAUAAAAUAUAAGCUUUUUAAUGAAGUUCAAAUACCGAGAUCUAUGUACAAACUAUGAUUUUUUAAAAACGUCAAUCUUAAAAUCAUCUCAAUACUUGUAACUUGUUUGACUGUUUAUUAUGAAGAAGUAUUUAAUAAUAUAUAUUUUAAUAGUAUAUUUUUUUAUAUAUAUUGAUGCCGGUAUCAAAUCUUCAAGAAAUCAAUUAUCCGAUUCUAUUCUUCACUACGAGCCUUUAGUAUAUAAUAAAGAAAUUUUGCAUGAUAGUCAUUCUAGAGUACGAAGAUCAUUAGAUCCAAAUGAAGAACUUCAUUUAAAUUUCAAUGCACAUUUUAGAGAAUUUAAAUUGCGUCUACGCAGAGAUACAUCUUUAUUUACAGAUGAUGUUAGCUUUGAUUCAUCGACUGGGUUUCAUCCUAAAAAUUUUUACUCUGGUUAUUUACUAGGUUAUCCAGAUUCUUUAGUGCAUGGAUUUAUACAUGAUGAUAUUUUUGAAGGAAGAAUACAUGAUGGGAAGGGGGAAGAGUUUCACAUAGAAUCUGCAAAGCUAUACAAAAAUCUUGAUGCAGAGGAAGUUCAUUCAGUGAUAUAUAAUGUAAAAGACAUAAAACUAUCAACUCCAUUCAAAUGUGGAGGGAUUAUAGCUCAACCAAUUAAAAACAUUGAACCAAAUUUUACUGAUUGGAAUUCAAAGAACUAUUUGAUUUUUAAUGGCGAGAAAGAUAAUGUACACCACAGACAAAAGCGAGCUGUUUAUAAUCCAAAACUAACUGAGUGUCGCAUGCUUUUGCGUGCAGAUUGGACCUAUGUAAAAAACUAUGCUAAGUCUGAUCAACAGGCAAUGAAUUAUAUGGCAACUCAUUUGGCAUCUGUCUCAAAAAUAUACUCGUCAACAGACUUUAAUAAAGAUAAUAAACCAGACGGUAUCACCCUUAAAAUCCAAAAGAUAGGUAUUAUUUCAAAAGAUGGAUGCACCUCUAGUUCUACAGACCCAAAAUGCCAAUUUGCAGAUGAACGCAUUGGUGUUGAGAAAUUUUUAGAUAUUGCAUCAUUAGAAAACCAUGAUGAGUAUUGUCUGUCAUAUGUUUUUGCUUACCGAGAAUUUGCAGAUGGCGUUUUAGGAUUAGCUUGGAUUGGAGACUCUAGUGGAGCUGGUGGAAUUUGCGACAAAUAUCAAUCAAUAAAUUCUGCCAUGAAAAGUUUGAACUCUGGUAUUCUUACUAACCUUAAUUAUGGUAAAACUGUUGCUCCUAAGGUCACUGAAAUUACAUUAGCACAUGAGAUAGGGCAUAAUUUUGGCUCACAGCAUGACCCGGCCACAACUGGAGAUUGUUCACCAGGUGGUAGCGAUGGAAAUUUCAUAAUGUUUCCUAGAGCAACAUCUGGAUCUGAAAAAAAUAACUUUGAAUUUUCAACAUGCAGCAAAAAUUAUAUAUGGUCUGUCUUGAGUUCCAAGUCUUCAAUUUGCUUUAAGGAAUCUGGUGCACCAAUUUGUGGAAAUCGCGUUGUUGAAGCAGGAGAAGAAUGUGAUUGUGGUUAUCGAGGUGAUGACUCUUGCAAUAACGAUACAUGCUGUGAGCCAUCAGAUGGUAAAACAGGUUGCAAGUUUUCUAUAAAAGCUAAUUCUGCUUCUCCUGGUCCCAAAUGCAGUCCUUCACUUGGCAUUUGUUGUGAUCCAAAUACAUGUAGACCCUAUUCAACAAAAGUACUUUGUUUGCAACAAACUGAUUGCGCUGAAAAUUCAUACUGUCUUUCUACUAACUACACUUGCCCAACCCCUCAACCUGCUCCUAAUUUUAAACUAUGCAACAGCAAUACACGUGUUUGUUUAAAUGGAGAUUGCACUGGAUCAUUAUGUCUGGUUGAACCCAUCAACAAAAAUGAAUGUCAAUGUUCAAAAGAUGGAGAGUUAUGUGAUAUUUGCUGUCAAAGUAAAAAUGAUACAUCAACAUGCAAGUCAUUGUCUCAAGACUCGAGUAAAUUGCAACUUCCUCCAGGUUCCGCAUGCAAUCAAUAUUCAGGGUAUUGCGAUUUUCUCAAUAAGUGUCGGAAAGUUGAUGCAGAUGGUCCGCUUUCAAGAUUAAAGCAAAUGAUUUUUAGUUUAAAAACAUAUAACACUAUACUUGAUUGGAUCAAAACGUAUUGGUGGGCAUGCGUACUGAUAGGUUUAGGUCUGAUACUAUUUAUGGCAGGUUUCAUAGCGUGCUGCAGCGUUCAUACACCUAGUAGCAACCCUAAUAAACCACCUGCCCGUCAAAUGACUCUUCCUAGAAGUUUGUCACUGCGUCGCAGUCAGCCUUCAGCACCGCCUGCCGAUAGAAGCCAAGCAAGGCAUCGGGGACCGAACAACGACGAUUCACUACCUGGAUAUAACACAGCUGUGCGUGACACUAAUAGGCCUCCGCAAUAUAGACCUCCUCGUUAUAACGAUUCUGUUGAAAUGAUGUAAUGUACAAAACAUGAUGAAUUUGUUUUGAACCUAUUCAUACGAUCUUUUGUUUAAUUUUUGGUUUAUUUUUCGAUAGUACUUGGCGUAUACUGGGCGUUAUGUUUUUGUAACGUUAUAUUUUUGUAACUCGUCAAAGAAAUUUGGUUUGAUAUAAUCAAGUUACGUGUUAUUGCAAGUAGGUUUUGACGUAUUCAAAUCAGUUGCCAUCAUCCGUAUAAAUUUUAUUGAUGUGUUCCUAAUGACAGUCCUUUACUUUUUGGACAUUUUUAUAAAUAUUUAUAUUAAAAUAUUCCAUUUGCAGUAUUUUACACUAUAACUAUAUAAGCGUAAAAAGGCGGGGGGAUGUAUUUUUAUUUUUUAUCUAUAAUUUAUUUGAUAAUUUUUUUAGUUGAUGCAGUUCUUCGACAUUUGUUUAUAUUUUUAUUUCAUACUAUAAUGAUAUGAUUUUUAUAGGUUAA
This is a messenger RNA of Hydra vulgaris (swiftwater hydra), 2943 nucleotides long. RefSeq names its product disintegrin and metalloproteinase domain-containing protein 10. The record is from RefSeq and is a predicted model, not a curated record. Gene Ontology annotation, molecular function: metalloendopeptidase activity. Gene Ontology annotation, cellular component: plasma membrane. Gene Ontology annotation, biological process: membrane protein ectodomain proteolysis; Notch signaling pathway. Lineage: Eukaryota; Metazoa; Cnidaria; Hydrozoa; Anthoathecata; Hydridae.